UCAUGCAAUUAGAAAGCUCGAGGAAGGUGCCAAGCCUUUGUGAUGGAAACUUCCUGUGACUUUGCAUUUUAUCUCAACUAUAAAAUUACUAGUGGGAUAUUUGUCUGUUGACCUGGAAGACUUGUAUCUGUGCAGGCAAAGAAAACUGCUACAGGUUUUUAUGGCAUCAAAUUUGGUUCAAUUUGAAAGAUUAUUUCUCUGAGUUAUUGGAUCUUGUGCUUCCUUUUAUCUUGAUUUAUUAUUCAAACUUCCCAGGCAAGAUGUUUACAUGUUUGAAAGUGAAGAGACAUGAAGAUGAAGGAGAUCAGAAAUGUUUUAUAAAAAAUGGAGGGGUUCUAUUAGAGGAGGUCAUUGCCUUACGUAAUGGCAGAUCUAAUCCUAUCUGUCAUUUCUCUGCAAAAGAGCUUAUGAGAGCAACAAACAACUAUGAUGCACGCCAGAUUUUUGUGCAAGAUCUUGGUUAUACAUUGUACAAAGGCUCUCUAAGGGAUCGUCCAAUUUUAGUGAAGAAGUAUGACUCUAGAUGGAGAUUUCUUGAGACAGCCCCUUACAAAGAUAUUGCCUUCGGAUCACAAAUGAGUGUUCACAAGAAUGUUUUAAAGGUUAUAGGAUGCUGCUUGGAGACUGAAUUACCAAUUACAGUAUAUGAAUUUGCUGGCACAAAAAUCCUCUCCGCAUGUAUCUCUGCUACUAAUGAUGAGCCAUUACCAUGGAAAUGCAGGUUGAAAAUAGCAAUAGGUAUAGCAAGUGCAGUUGCAUAUCUCCACACUGCAUUUUCUAGACCAGUUAUCCAUCGAGAUAUUAAAUGCUCAAAUAUCCUAUUGGAUCAAAACAAUGUUCCCAAACUUAUUGACUUUUGGCUAUGUAUAUCUAUUCCUGAAGGAGAAAGUCAUGUAAUUGCUGAUCUCGCAGCAUGGAGAACAGUCAAUCUCACACCUGAAUAUAGGAAUAGAGGUUAUUUAACAGAGAAGGUUGAUGUUUAUCAGUUUGGAUUGCUUCUUAUUGAGCUUUCAAGGGGACAGGAUUUUGUGCCCUUUUGGAGGGAACAUAAUAUACGUCUACGUAUUGAAAUGUACAUUAAUGCUGUCCGUGAUAGAAUAAGAAAUGAAGGAAUUGAUCAGUUCCAGGAUUUCAAAACACUUAUCCUUAAAUGCACCUCUUUUGAAGAAGAAGAGAGGCCAACAAUGAUUGAGGUUGUCAAAGAACUCAGGCUAAUUGAUCAGUCUUUUACGUCACCUUCAUAGCCUAGCCCCAGUUGGCUAUUUCAUUUCUCAACAGCUGCAAAAAAUCUUGUAAGCUGUAGUUGUAUUUGUAUGCAUGGCUCUCUAAACUCUAAGCUCAUCCAUAUAUGAAAAUUGGCUUGACAGUAAGAUUCUGCUGUUGUAAGAAAGUCAGGGGGUUUCUCUUCUGGGAAAAUGUAAAUUAAGUCCAACAAAUGUAUGUAUGGUUGUGAUUUUAGCAUUUUAUUAUCAAAUUUCAUUAGUUUACUAGCUUUUCUGAUAAGCCAUGAAUUAAUUCAUUGAUAAACAGGGUUACUUGAAGCUCAUUACUCUCCAUAGGUACCCAAAAGUUUGUCCUGUAUCCUCCCACCCUGUACAAAAUCAUCCAUAUGCUAUCAUUUAUGAAAAGGAACCCACCUUGUGCAAUUCUUACUAAUCAUAUGAGAAAAAAUUCAGAUUACAGCAUAAGACCAUUUAUAUUGCACCCUACAAUUAAGUACCUUUAUAUUGAUUUGAUUGGCCACUAAUAAUAGCUGCACUGUGAACACAAUUUAGCAGAAGUUGUCCCCUGCAAAUGUGUAUUCUUCUGUUGAUUUGAUUAAUUGUUAGAGUUUUCUGCAUUU
Theobroma umbraticum is the source of this 1843-nucleotide messenger RNA. Its product is annotated as non-functional pseudokinase ZED1-like. The record is from RefSeq and is a predicted model, not a curated record. Gene Ontology annotation, biological process: protein phosphorylation; cell surface receptor signaling pathway. Gene Ontology annotation, cellular component: plasma membrane. Gene Ontology annotation, molecular function: ATP binding; protein serine/threonine kinase activity. NCBI's taxonomy places the organism in Eukaryota, Viridiplantae, Streptophyta, Magnoliopsida, Malvales, Malvaceae.